UAUAUAGUGCCUAAGAAUGUCCACCAGAGUGACCUCUCGAAUCCAUUUGAAAUCUCUCAGCCACUGAAACUAUUUCGUCUCAUUUUGCAUCCCCCUUUUGGUCAAGAAGAUACUCUCAGUUUGUGGUUGCUUUUUAAUGGUCCUCAAAGAACCUACAGAUUUGCCCAGGAUGCACUAGUCAUUCAGAUUUGGGCAGACUUCAGCUCUCAAACAUUAACAGUUCAUCUCUACAGUUAUUGCCCUGAAGCCUUUUUCCUGUUGCAAAGGGUUAAGUUGCAAAUAUCCAACUUUAAAAGAAAAUAUUGCAAUUAAGUCAUGCACAAGGAACCACAUCUCCACUCUUGAAAUGCAACCAGCUGCCAUCACUGCCCUCGCCACAAAGAAAAGUUCUUCAAGUUGAGAUGCAACUGAUACUGUUCAUAGGUUUUUGAGAUAGGUACAGGUGGAGAAUUUAGGCAAAGCAUCUUGGAAUCAACACAUUCUUCUGGCUAUGUAGAGAAACAUAAAAGUGGUAGGGUGUAUGCAUGUAUAAAAGUCACUCUUCAAAGCUGCUUUAAUGCAUGAAGUGUCCUCCAUGAAAUAUAUGUCCUUGGAUAAAGACUUAAUAAAAAGCUCUUAAUAAAAAUAUAAAUAUGUUGAGGUCUAGAAUUAGACAAACGGUUUGAUUUUAUAUGAGUUUAUUAUGGUUUAAUAUUCUUGCUCUUUCCAUAAUCUCAUAGUUGCUAUUGUGACUUGAGAAAUCUCUAGAUAGUAGACUGAAAGCUCUAAAUAUUGGUCAGCUACCAUGAUUUGAGGACUAAAAUUGCUUUGUCAUUGAUGUCCUCCAAUUGAAAUAGGUGUUCAAAGCAUUUUUGCCAUCUUGAUGUUUGCUUGUGUCUGUUCCUCUUAUGCACAAAGCAGAUUUAUAUGGAUUGGAGAAUACCAUAUAAGGGGCCCAGAACCCAAAAGGAAAGAGAAGUCUUGGGUCUCUUUGAGAAAGUGAUCUAAAACGUAGGCAUCGUAAGGAGGAAGUGAGUUAAGUUCCUGCUUUCCUUACAAUGAUGUGAGGAGAACAACUAUAUAGCAAGGGAGCCCUUGAUUUUCUCAGGUCACGGAGCCAACUACAUUAUACCAUAUUAGCCUUUAAUUUAAUAAUCACAAGUCCUUCUUUUGUCAUACAGUGAAUAAUUUGGAAAGCAGUGCAGUCAUUUAGGGGUUUUUGUAAGUCUGUUAGACUUUAAUACCAUAUUAUAGACAAAUUGAUCAUGAUUUUCUGAAGCAUGUAGUAUAGUGGGAGAGAAAACAUUGACACACAGGAGGAGAUUAAGAACAGUUAAAUGGUAACCAGAGUCUCAUCUUCUCUAAGUGCAGUGACUGCAGAGAACUUCUAUUUUGUUACCUUGCUUUCAGUUAGUACUAUCAGAGCAUUUUCACAGCACAGUAUUUGAAGGACUGGUUUACAUUAAUAUUUGCUGUUCUUUUAUUUUUAUUGUUUGCCCCUUUUUGAAAGAGGGAGGAUUUGAUUCCAAGGCCCCUGGCAAUUUGUCAAUUUCAGAUACUCCAAAUUUCAGAUUUAUGCUGAAAUUGAUCUUUUCUGAAUCAAGGUAUCCAGAGCUUCCCUACCUGGAUAAUCAGUGUGCAUCCUACAGAUAGGAAGGGCACUCCUCUUCCUUAAUCUUGUCCUCCACCAGUGUAUAAAGUAGAAUUCGGUGGGCUGUCUCUGCAGUGAUUUCUUAUCAUGAUUCCCACUGAAAGCCCUGUUCUCUCCUUCCCCAAAUAAAGAAUUAUUUUAGGGUUCAAGGAGAUGUAAGGAGGGUGAAGAACUAAGGAGGCUUUUCUUCUCUUGGUUAAGUAUUGAAACUUAUUUUGAGGUUCCUUUGGCUACCAAGAGAGAAGGCAACUUUCAUAAUGUAAUGUGAGUGGCAAUCAGUAUAACUUGGUUGUUUCAGUUUGCUAAAGCUGCCAGAAUGCAAUAUACCAGAAAUGGGUUGGCUUUUACAAUGGGGAUUUAUUGGUUUACAGAUUUACAGUUCUAGGGCUAUGAAAAUGUCUCAAUUAUGGCAUCACCAUGAUGAUACCUGGACUCUGAGGGAAGGCUGUGGGCAUCUCGGGCACCUCUGUCACUUGGGAAGGCACAUGGCCAGCAUCUACUGGCCCUUCGCUUCCGAAUCUGCACCCACAGGAAUGGAUUUCAAGACCAUGACAUUUUUCUGGGGUACAUAACAGCUUAAAACCAGCACAUUGGUCAAUUCAGUUAAGACAAGGCAUUACCUAUUUGGUGCUGUAUUGUUUGCCAAAAGCUAUAUGACAAACCUAUUAUCUGAAUUAAUUCUAGUAGUUUUUGGCCUUCCUGCAUCUUUAGUUUGUCUUCAUGCCAUUCUUAGAAAAUGCUAACAGUAAAGUGAGAAAGAAUUUAUUUUUAAUUUAAAAUACAGUGAUAGUCCCAUUAAAUAUACUUGUGCAAGAUCAGGCUUUGCAGAUAGUCAAAUGUGGGUUUGAGUUUAAGCUUUUCCACUCACUGUGAUCUUGGGUCAGUAACUUAAUAUACAACUCACUUUCCUCAUCUUUAAAUUACGAAUUAUAACUGAUACCUGUUUCAUAGUGUCAUUGUGAAGAGUACUGACCAUGUGUAUGUCACUGAUAUUUUCUCCGCUUGUGUUGAGAUUUACUUAAAUAGCGUUGAUAUCUAAAUUAAUAAAUUCCUCUUUUUUAUUUUUACAUCAGGAAGAGAAUAUGAGAAGUUGAGAUGUCAAUUGAGUGGAAAGAAUGGAUAGAUUAGUUUAUUAAGAUAAAUUUUGAGAAGAUCAGUGGCUCUUGUUUGCCAAUAAACUUUUUUACUGUAUUCUGUGCUGCAACGGGUUUUAGAAUUGUAACUACCUUUCAAUGCAGAUAAUUAACCAAUUCCCAGUUUUCUUUCAGGUAAAUGUUGGAGAUAUAGUUAUAAUAAAAGGCAAAGAGUAUAUACCUGCUGACACUGUACUUCUCUCAUCAAGUGAGCCCCAGGCCAUGUGUUACAUUGAAACAUCCAAUUUAGAUGGUGAAACAAACCUGAAAAUUAGACAGGGCUUACCAGCAACAUCAGACAUAAAAGACAUUGACAGUUUGAUGAGAAUUUCUGGAAAAAUUGAGUGUGAAAGUCCAAACAGACAUCUCUAUGAUUUUGUUGGAAACAUAAGGCUCGAUGGACAUAGCACUGUUCCCCUGGGAGCAGAUCAGAUUCUUCUGCGAGGAGCUCAGUUGAGAAAUACACAGUGGGUUCAUGGAAUAGUUGUCUACACUGGACAUGACACCAAGCUGAUGCAGAAUUCAACAAGUCCGCCACUUAAGCUCUCAAAUGUGGAACGGAUUACAAAUGUACAAAUUUUGAUUUUAUUUUGUAUCUUAAUUGCCAUGUCUCUUAUCUGUUCUGUGGGCUCAGCCAUUUGGAAUCGAAGGCAUUCUGGAAAGGACUGGUAUCUCAACCUAAACUAUGGUGGUGCUAAUAAUUUUGGAUUGAAUUUCUUGACCUUCAUCAUCCUUUUCAACAAUCUUAUACCCAUCAGCUUAUUGGUCACAUUAGAAGUGGUAAAGUUUACCCAGGCAUAUUUCAUAAAUUGGGAUCUCGACAUGCACUAUGAUCCCACAGACACUUCUGCCAUGGCUCGAACAUCUAAUCUUAACGAGGAACUUGGCCAGGUUAAAUACAUAUUUUCUGACAAAACUGGUACUCUGACAUGCAAUGUAAUGCAGUUUAAGAAGUGCACCAUAGCAGGAGUUGCUUAUGGCCAUGUCCCUGAACCUGAAGAUUAUGGCUGCUCUCCUGAGGAGUGGCAGAGCUCACAGUUUGGAGAUGAAAAAACAUUUAGUGAUUCAUCAUUACUGGAAAAUCUUCAGAAUAAUCAUCCAACUGCACCUAUAAUAUGUGAAUUUCUUACAAUGAUGGCAGUCUGUCACACAGCAGUACCAGAGCGAGAAGGUGAUAAAAUUAUUUAUCAAGCAGCAUCCCCAGAUGAGGGAGCAUUGGUCAGAGCAGCCAAGCAAUUGAAUUUUGUUUUUACUGGAAGAACACCUGACUCAGUGAUUAUAGAUUCACUGGGGCAGGAAGAAAGAUAUGAAUUGCUCAAUGUCCUGGAGUUCACUAGCUCUAGAAAACGAAUGUCAGUGAUUGUUCGUACUCCAUCCGGGAAGUUACGACUUUACUGCAAAGGAGCUGACACUGUAAUUUAUGAUCGACUGGCUGAGACUUCAAAAUACAAAGAAAUUACCCUGAAACAUUUGGAGCAGUUUGCUACAGAAGGGUUGAGGACAUUAUGUUUUGCCGUGGCUGAGAUUUCAGAGAGCGACUUUGAGGAGUGGCGAGCAGUCUAUCAGCGUGCAUCAACGUCUGUACAGAACAGGCUACUCAAACUCGAAGAGAGUUACGAGUUAAUUGAAAAGAAUCUUCAACUACUUGGAGCUACAGCCAUCGAGGAUAAAUUACAAGAUCAAGUACCUGAAACCAUAGAAACUCUAAUGAAAGCAGACAUCAAAAUCUGGAUCCUUACAGGAGACAAGCAAGAAACUGCUAUUAAUAUUGGACACUCCUGCAAACUUCUGAAGAAGAACAUGGGAAUGAUUGUUAUAAAUGAAGGCUCGCUUGAUGGGACAAGGGAAACUCUCAGUCAUCACUGUACUACCCUUGGUGAUGCUCUUCAGAAAGAGAAUGAUUUUGCUCUUAUAAUUGACGGGAAAACCCUCAAGUACGCCUUAACCUUUGGUGUACGACAGUAUUUCCUGGACUUAGCUUUGUCGUGCAAAGCUGUGAUUUGCUGCAGGGUCUCUCCUCUUCAAAAAUCUGAAGUUGUUGAGAUGGUUAAGAAACAAGUCAAAGUCAUAACACUUGCAAUUGGUGAUGGCGCAAAUGACGUCAGCAUGAUACAAACGGCACAUGUCGGUGUUGGGAUAAGUGGCAACGAAGGUCUCCAGGCAGCUAAUUCUUCUGAUUACUCCAUAGCUCAGUUCAAGUAUUUGAAGAAUUUAUUGAUGGUUCAUGGUGCCUGGAACUAUAACAGAGUCUCCAAGUGCAUCCUGUACUGCUUCUACAAGAAUAUCGUCCUCUAUAUUAUUGAGAUCUGGUUUGCCUUUGUUAAUGGCUUUUCUGGACAGAUUCUCUUUGAAAGAUGGUGUAUAGGCCUUUAUAAUGUGAUGUUUACAGCAAUGCCUCCCUUAACUCUCGGGAUAUUUGAGAGAUCAUGCAGAAAAGAGAAUAUGCUCAAGUACCCUGAAUUAUACAAAACAUCUCAGAGCGCUCUGGACUUCAACACUAAGGUUUUCUGGGUUCAUUGUUUAAAUGGCCUCUUCCACUCAGUUAUUCUGUUUUGGUUUCCACUAAAAGCCCUUCAGUAUGGUACUGUGUUUGGAAAUGGGAAGACCUCCGAUUAUCUGCUGCUGGGAAACUUCGUUUACACUUUCGUGGUGAUAACUGUGUGUUUGAAAGCUGGAUUAGAGACAUCAUACUGGACAUGGUUCAGCCACAUCGCAAUAUGGGGUAGCAUCGCUCUCUGGGUGGUGUUUUUUGGAAUCUACUCAUCUCUGUGGCCUGCUGUUCCGAUGGCCCCUGAUAUGUCAGGAGAGGCAGCCAUGUUGUUUAGUUCGGGAGUCUUUUGGAUGGGCCUGUUAUUUAUCCCUGUGGCUUCUUUGCUUCUCGAUGUGGCAUAUAAGGUUAUCAAGAGGACUGCUUUUAAAACAUUAGUAGAUGAAGUGCAGGAGCUAGAGGCAAAGUCUCAAGACCCAGGAGCAGUUGUGCUUGGAAAAAGCCUCACCGAGAGGGCACAAUUGCUCAAGAAUGUCUUUAAGAAGAACCACAUGAACUUGUACCGGUCUGAAUCGUUGCAACAAAACCUGCUCCAUGGGUAUGCUUUCUCUCAAGAUGAAAAUGGAAUCGUUUCACAGUCUGAAGUGAUUAGAGCAUACGAUACCACAAAACAGAGACCAGAAGAAUGGUGAUGGAGAAUGGCUGAGAAGCAGACUCUGCUACAUCUCUCAGACCAGCUUCCACGUCUUCACUGGAAUCUGCUGACCGACUCCAGUCUGGUUUGCGUGGGGAGAGGUGGAUCUGAGCUCAUCUCAUUGACUGACAUUCAGAUUCAUGUGUAUUUAUAGACAUAAGCACUGUGCAACUCUACUGUAACACCAUCUCUCCCAGAUUUUUAAAAGUAUUUGCUAAGUCCCUGUAAACAGAAAUUGAAAUGACCUUGUAUCCGGCCAGAGUGCUUUCUUAAAUUGAGGAGAGGUCAGUGCUCUUAGGCCUUCACUCUAGGCUGUAACUAUCAAUUUAUUAGACAUACCAUGAGGCGACCAACCAUUUAAAAAUUCUACAGUGGUGUAUUAAGUUAAAGGAACUCUUGAUAUCCAGAAUUCAGAUUUCAGGAUAUGCUGAAAAAAAAAAAAAAAAAAAAAAAAAAAACAGCCUUCUUAAGAAACUGACUCACCUUACUGAGCAAAAUUUCUAAACAAGGCAUUAAUAAGUGUUGUGUGAAAAAUUGUCUUGAUAAAUGUUUGCCAAAGAAGUUCCGUAAGUGUAUUUCUCAUUCAGUAGUCAUUUGCCCAGAAAUUUAAAAGAAAAUUUAAUUCCAGUUCUGCUGUGAGAUCUGCAUGCUUGACUUUUCAAAUUUAAGAGUGAUUUGCAAAAAUGAGUAUUUCAAGGCAUUUGCUACUAAAAUCUGUGAUGUUGCACCUUUGGCCUUAAAAAUGCUUCUUGUUUGUCUUGUUAAUUCGUUCAAGUUAGGGGGCACACAUGUUAAUGUGACUCUGUUGUUUUGUUACAAUACUGAUUUUUGAUAUUGUAUUUAUGUCUCUCAGUCAUUCCUGAUAAAGGUUUCAUCAUCCCUGAGAUUUUUCUAAAAAUCUGGCUUCUGCUCUAGAUUGAUUUAUGUCAUUUUGUCUUCAAGUUUCUUCUUAAGAAAAAUAUGCUUACAUGUUUAUUUGGGAUUUCCAAAGCUUCUGUCAAGUGUUUGGAAUCACAUAUUGGAUAAAUGCGUGGGCUUUCGUAAUGUCCAUAGGCUCAGCAUUUGUAAUGUGUUUAUGUUCUCCCUAUUUGUUUCCACUAAAGUUUCCUGCUGUCUUAGGUAGCACAGCCGGUAUUAGAGUGACUGCCCCUCUGCUUAAGACUGAGAAUUGUUUCACAGUUCACUUUGUCAAGGAGUUCCUAAAAUUAGUCACGUGCUGUAAUUGGGACAAGUAAGUUAUACAUUUCCUCAUUUUAAAAACUCACCUGUUGUACUCAAGGUUAUAACUUAAUUAACAAAGGCUGUUUUUUCAUUUUGAGUAGGUAUCAUUAAUAUGUUUAAAAAUGUAUGUUGAGUUUAAUUAUUUUCAGCAUUUCCAAAACAUCUCCUGAAAAUGCCUGUUUUGCUACCCACCAAUAAAUGAUGAGGGCUGUUUUAAAAACCACAGUUUCUACACUCUUAAAAAUAUUGCUUUCAUUUUUUAAAAAACAAAAAGGAAUUUUAGUUUUCAGAUACACUUCAGAGAGUGAAGCAAACAUUUGCCUUUUAUUCAAAAGCCUGUUUGCCUUUAAGUGGACUUACCAGCAAAAUAGGCAGAGCUUCCUUUUUUUUUGAAAAAAAAAAAAGGGCGACUAGAAUUGUGAAGAGAGGUGGUUUUCUGAAUCACCCAUGAGUUUAAUGUUACAUCCUUUUUUUCUUAAUCUAGAUUUAUAAUUAGUAUAUACAUCCUUUCCUUCACUGUAUCUUCAGCUAUUUAGUUACCAGUAUGCCUCCCACAUCUACAAAUUGUAACACUUACAUAAUUUUAAUGUAAAGGGAGCAAGGAGUUUACAUACUUCACUUCCUAGAGUCUUCCCAUUUGAUGUUCUGAAUAAGGGAAUUGUGAAUCAAAACAUCUAGCAAGACCACCUGUUUAAGAAUCUAAGGUCAUCUUCAAAAGUCUAAAGUCGCAGGCUUUGUCUACCAAUUAGAUAUUCAAAGCAGCUUUUCUUGGGCCUCCCAGUCGUGAUAGUUGAAGUCGAGCCACAAAAAUAAAAAAACAGGAAUGAGGUACAGGAAUGAGGUGCUGUAGCUCAUAGUUACAGCAAAGAGCUGCUGCCAUUGGCCCUCAGCUUGUCAGUGGCAGCCUUCUUAAAAAUUUUAACAUCAAAACAUUGUGAAUAUAACAGAACUGAAUUUUCAAGAAAACUUAAUGUAUUCUUUUUAUCUUGAAACGUUUGUUUCUUCAACAUGACGCUUAUGGCUAAUAAGUGAAUGUAUAGGAUCACAGCGUGAAAUGUGACUAAUUUAUGCCCUUUUGUCCUAUAGUCCUAUUUUUGAAUGAUCAGCAUUGUCAUUCUCUGCUUGUUACUGGGGGGCAGGCUGGGGGGGGGGGACAGUGAGAGUUUAAUCUCCUUGGUAAAACUUAAAAUACACCAUUGCAAUUGCAGUGACUUUGUAGUGUUAGUUUAAAUUCCAGAAAACCUUCUGUGUGUUUUUUAACCUUCCUAAUAGAGGAAAAAGUAACACGAUUUUACCAGGAUUACAAUAAAGAGUUGAAGUGACUUUUAAUAUGUAUUUUCUGAAAUAAAGGGACGUGUCCUCUUCAAUUAAAAAGUCCCUUGUAAGGAUGCUGGCAAAUGCUGACACGGUUGCUUUACAAUGUUUACAAUUCAGAAGUUAUUACUUACUGUGGACGCUCCUCAUUCAUUUAGCAUUGAGAAGCUGAAAGUUGCUUCUUUAAUAUUGAAUAGUAAACAGUGGUAUUGAUCAUGGACUUGUAAAAUGUUAUAUUUAUACAUAUAAAAAUAUAUUGAUGUCUCGCACCCAGAAAGAUGCUAUAUGGCAGAAAUUAUGAGCAUAAAAAUGGUGUUUCUCAGGAAGUAAAUUUGAAAAUUAUGUUCAUGGCUCCUGCCCUCCCACCCCAUUCUGCAUUCUAAUGUGAGACUGCUUCAGCAGUAUUGCUAACUUAAUGGAAAACUUUUUCUAAUCAAGUCAGGUGUACAUGUAUUCUAAAUAAUGUUAGCCAUUUACAUGAAUUGUGUGGUCUUUAAAUGGAAUCAGUGUUUCCUUGUAACUUCCAGGGAAAACGAGUUAGAGAAACCAGUAUAUGUUUAUUCUGAUCAUUACAUUUUAGAUUUUAAUUUUGCAAUUCAGCAUUCUAAUAUCCAAAAUGAAAGUCACAUGAUAAUUUGUUCUGCGUUGUAUACACUGUUCAACACUCACAAGCUGUCAUUUAAAAUGUUCUUUCGGGAAAUGAAUGCUAGCUAGAAAGUAAUAGAUUGUAUAUUUGCAGUUUUUAAAUUAUUUAUAACAGUGUCAUAAUUAUUACAAAGCUAAAUAAUCAUUAGUGUUUAUUUUUGUGUGGUUGCUCUUUGAUAGUUCCUGGUUUUAAAGCCUAUUUCAUCAAAUAAAUCUACAUUCUUAUAAAUAAUCAGUGUCCACAAAAUUUUCCAAGAAAAAUGCUUACCCUGUUCAUAUCACAUGGACCAGGUCUGUGGAAUUCUUUUUGUAAAUUACUUAAUGUAACACCAUGCUGUGUGGUGCCUAAUAAAUGCUUUCCAAUGAUGAACAUUUCUAUAAUGCCUCUUAAAGAUACCUAGUCUGAUUUUUCUCACAUUAAAAUAACUAGUCAGUUGUGAAACUUAGUUGUAUUUUGCUGCAUUUUAAUUAACCUUCAACAGCUAUUAAAGUGGAAUGUAAGUUAAAUUUUGAAGGAAAGGAAAUGAAUGUUUUCCGUUUUUGUCUUGAUUUACUUUCUGUAUGAGAGCAGCUGUGUUUUUGAUGGGUUUAUGGUUUGCAUGAAAUAUUUAAAAGUGAUCUAGGCCAAUGCAUGACUAUUGCUGUAAAUCUUUAUGUUGAUUUCUGCCUUAUAAAAUUCUUUCAUGGCCUACCUGAAAUUUAAUUUUCAGUGGACAAAUUAAUUGGUCCUCUGCACAACUUUUUUUUCAUAUGUAAAUUAUUUUACAAAUUAAUUUGAACAAGUUUAAUUGAAUCUUUUGUUUAGCUUGCCUCUAAGAACUUUCUGUAAAAAAGGUUCACAAAAUUUGUCAGCAAAUAAAUCUCCCUUAAAUAGGAAAAAAAAUGCUAGAUUUCAUAUUUGCUUACUUUGAGUUAAUAGCAACUUGUCAUAGGUUAAUCUGUUCUUGCGAAGAUGUGAGCAGAAUAUUAAAAUAUGCAUAUUUUUUAUGUUUUAGAAUAGAAGCCAUAAAUGCAGUGAAUACUGUUUGUUCAAAUACUUCAAGCUUCAUUUUUGACAUUUUGAAGGUUAUUAGGUAAAAAAAAAAAAAAGGCAGCCACAGAAGGGAG
Molecule: messenger RNA, 10232 nt
Organism: Choloepus didactylus (southern two-toed sloth)
Lineage: Eukaryota; Metazoa; Chordata; Mammalia; Pilosa; Megalonychidae
Gene: ATP8A1
Product: ATPase phospholipid transporting 8A1
Exons: 32
Coding region: 2863-5943 (1026 amino acids)
Biological process (GO): phospholipid translocation
Cellular component (GO): plasma membrane
Molecular function (GO): ATP hydrolysis activity; magnesium ion binding; ATP binding
Source: RefSeq, a predicted model, not a curated record